Molecule: messenger RNA, 2385 nt
Organism: Papilio machaon (common yellow swallowtail)
Lineage: Eukaryota; Metazoa; Arthropoda; Insecta; Lepidoptera; Papilionidae
Gene: ttv
Product: exostosin-1
Exons: 8
Coding region: 39-2318 (759 amino acids)
Cellular component (GO): membrane
Molecular function (GO): glycosyltransferase activity
Source: RefSeq, a predicted model, not a curated record
CUAAAAACAUAUACUUUUAUUAUAGAAAAAAUGGGAAAAUGUUAAGGCAGAAAAGAUUUAAUGAAAUCACUUUAAAAUUCGCUAUGCAGGCUAAGAAGCGAUAUAUUUUACUUUUAUUUUCAUGUAGCUUACUUAUUUAUGGUUACUUGAGUGGAUUUCGCUUAAAAACUGAAUUGGCGCAAAAGAUUCGCCGUGAACAACUGCCUUCAUUUGCAACACUAGAAGAAUUAUACGAGGCCCCUUCUAGACAAAAAAGGAGCCCGCAUGCUACAGUAAAAUCAUGUCGUAUGGAGACAUGCUUUGAUUUUUCAAAAUGUGGUGAUGAGCCUAAAGUUUAUGUUUAUCCCACUGAUGGCCCAGUCAGUGCUACUUAUCGUAAAGUAUUAUCCGUCUUAAGAGAAUCGAGAUAUGCCACACGAGACCCAAAUGAGGCAUGUUUGUUUUUACCAGCUGUGGAUACUUUGGAUGCUGAUCCUUUGUCACCAGAACAUAUACCUGAUGUAGCUCAAAGGUUAUCAAGGUUGCCUCAUUGGAAGAAUGGUCGUAAUCAUAUUAUAUUCAAUUUAUAUGCUGGCACCUGGCCUGAUUAUGCUGAGAAUGCAUUAGGUUUUGACCCAGGUGAAGCAAUUUUAGCAAGAGCAAGUGCCUCGGAAACUAUUUUCCGCGAUGGCUUUGACAUAUCAUUGCCUUUGUUUCAUAAAGAGCACCCUGAGAGAGGAGGUGCUGCACCUGCUGCCACUGCUAAUCCUUUUCCAGCACCAAAAAGACAUUUAUUAGCAUUUAAAGGAAAACGAUAUGUGCAUGGUAUUGGGAGUGAGACAAGGAACUCAUUAUGGCAUCUACAUGAUGGUAACAACCUCAUAUUGGUAACAACAUGUCGACAUGGAAAGUCCUGGAAGGACCUGAGGGAUGAGAGGUGUGAUGAAGACAAUAGAGAAUAUGAUAAGUUUGAUUAUGAACAGUUGUUAGCAAACUCAACGUUCUGCUUAGUCGCUAGAGGGCGGCGCCUCGGGUCUUACCGAUUCUUAGAGGCGCUGGCUGCUGGCUGUGUUCCUGUUUUAUUAAGUAAUGGUUGGAGGUUACCGUUUGAUGAACGUAUUGACUGGCGUCGCGCUGUAAUAUGGGCUGAUGAGCGUCUUUUGCUUCAGGUGCCAGAGCUUGUACGUUCAGUUCCUCCUGAGCGUAUACUUGCUUUGCGACAACAAACGCAAUUAUUAUGGCAACAGUACUUUUCUUCUAUUGAGAAAAUAGUUUUUACGACAGUAGAGCUGUUAUUUGAGCGAAUUUUAGCGCAUCGGUCGUCGAAACAACGCGAGGCACUUAUCUGGAAUGCGUCACCCGGCGCUCUGGGCACUUUAGCUACAUACGGGGACUCCCGGGCACAUUACCCGAUGGGCGUAGCAGUACCGGUGGCUCCCCCCGCGCCCUCGCCUCCACCCAUCCCUCUGCCCGUGCCGUCCGUACCAUCCAUAGCACCGCCCCCAACGCCCGGAGACACUUACACCGCCCUGUUGUACGUCCAAGCAACAUCCCCCGCCUUACAUAAACUACUUGCAAACAUAGCUAGCAGUGAAUACUGCGAAAAGGUAGUGUUAGUGUGGGACAGUGAACGCGCGGCCCCGACACUCAAGUCGCUAGCGCGCAUGGCGGGCGAUGACCGUGAGCCGCUACCCGUGGUUGUUAUCGAUGCCACCACUCAUUACCCCGGUGAAGGUGUAUCAGCGAGAUGGCAGCCGCUGUGGGCCGUCCCCACGGCAGCGGUGUUCUCCUUAGACGGAGACGCGCCGCUGUUGGCAGAGGAGUUGGACUUCGCCUUCCGCGUGUGGCAGCACUUCCCAGAGCGCAUCGUGGGCUACCCAGCUAGAAGUCAUUACUGGGAUGAGGCCAAGGACGCAUGGGGAUAUAGCAGUAGAUGGGGCGGUGCGUAUUCCAUGGUGCUGCCGGGAGCAGCGCUGGUGCACCGCGCGGCGCUCGCGCUGUACGGCGCCGGCGCGCCCGCGCUGCGCCUGGCCGUGCGGCGCGCGCGCAACUGCGAGGACAUCUUGCUCAAUUGCCUCGUCGCGCAUCUCACGCGCCGCCCGCCGCUCAAGCUGGCGCAGCGGCGACGUUACAAGCCUCCGCACCAUAAAUACAGCAGGUCAUCGUGGAGCGACCCGGAGCACUUCGUGCAGCGACAGUCGUGUCUGAACACAUUCGCGACGGCGUGGGGCUACAUGCCGCUGCUGCGCUCCGUGCUGCGCCUCGACCCCAUACUGUUCAAGGAUCCCGUCUCCACGCUCAGGAAGAAAUACAGGAAGAUGGAACUGGUGACCUCGUAAACUUACCUUCUACCAUAUAUACAUGUUUCGAUGUCUUUGUCUUUUUUAAUCAAAACUUUAGAAAAGA